This is a messenger RNA of Synchytrium microbalum, 1428 nucleotides long. RefSeq lists its product as uncharacterized. Gene Ontology annotation, molecular function: FAD binding; oxidoreductase activity. The coding region runs from base 1 to 1428 and encodes 475 amino acids. The record is from RefSeq and is a predicted model, not a curated record. The transcript is spliced from 9 exons. Lineage: Eukaryota; Fungi; Chytridiomycota; Chytridiomycetes; Synchytriales; Synchytriaceae.
AUGACAACUCAAGUGAGAACUAAUGGAAAACUACCGCCAAAGCAUGCCAUUGACGAGUUAAGACGUGUUCUCAACGCGGCUGGCGGUUCUGCAGCCGAAAUCUUGUUGCCUCAAGAUGCUGCUUAUGAAGCAACAGUCAAAGAUGUUUGGAAUGGUGAUGUGGUCGGCAUUCGGCCAUUAAUGUUUAUACGAUGUACCAACACACAUGAUGUUGUACAUGCGGUGAAGUUCGCUCGUCAGCACAAUCUCGAUCUCACUGUUGCAGCCGGAAGACACGGCGUCCGCUGCUUCAAAGAAGGAGCUCUUUGCAUUGAUCUUUGUAAGAUGAGAGGUGUACAUGUUGAUCCCAUUGCUAUGACGGCGACUGUUGCUGGUGGUGCCAGAAAUGGAGAUUUGGACCAUGCAUGUCAAUUAUAUAAUGUUGGAACACCUGCUGGAACUAAUUCUGAUACUGGUGUUGGUGGCCUGACUCUAGGUGGAGGAUGGGGCUGGAUGGCGCGUUCUAGAGGAAUGACGAUUGAUAAUGUUCUUCAGGCCGAAAUUGUCCUCGCUGAUGGGACUGUUGCUGUUGCUUCUGAGACAUCCAACCCUGACCUCUUCUAUGCUGUCAGAGGAGCUGGACACAAUUACGGGGUUAUAACAUCACUUACUUUCAGAGUACAUCCAGUCCCCGUCUGUGUUGCAGGCCCCAUAGUCUAUCCAAUCGCGAAAGCUGAAGAAGUCUUGAUGAUAUGGCUCCCAGCGUCUUUGGCCAUCCCACGAAAAUUGGGUGUUGGAGCUCUACUUCGACCUGCUCCUCGUGGUAGCUUCUGUAUGCUGCAUCCCGUGUAUCUUGGAGACUCUCAAUCAGAGGCUGAAGCUCUCAUCAAGCCAUUCCGAACAAUUGCCGGAAAGCCGUUAGUGGAUCAAGUACAACUGAGACCGUAUCGCGAAUUGCAAAGAUAUGCCGAUGAUCAAAUGCCAAAGGGUGCGCGAUACUAUCAGAAAUCGCUGUUGGUUUCUGGCCUUACGAAAGAAGCCCUUCAAGUAUGUAUCGACUGGUUCAAGAGGGCACCACAAGGGCCUGACAAGAACUGCUCGAUGGAAUUGCUUCCAUUCGACGGAGCUAUCAGAGACAAGAGCGCUGAUGCCAUGGCUUUUGUACAUCGAGUCGCCGAUCAUUGGGUAUUGUUGGGGGGCAAGUAUACAAGCCCAUCUGCCAAAGAUGAAGUUGCUGCCUGGGUCAAUGGAUAUUACCAGGCUCUUGCUCCAUGGACUGUGGGAGAUAUGACCAACAGCCCCGGAUCAACUGACGCCAGUGGAAGCAUUGAGAAAACAUUGCAGAGAAAUUUUGAGAGACUGUCUGAAAUCAAGGCCAAAUAUGAUCCACAGGAUGUAUUCUGUAACGGGACUGUACACGUACCUCCUAAACGGACUGCUAGACUAUAG